CUCCUCCCUUCCUACCCUCUCCUCCUCCUCCCCUCCUCCUCUCCUCUCCUCUCCUCUGCUGCCUCCCCUCCUCUCCUCCUCCUCUCCUCCCAUCCUAGAGGACAGAGCGAUGCGGAGACAAUAGGACGCAGAGCCGGAGGAGUGUGCAGGAUGCUCGGCGCCACAUCCACCGUCAACCGGCUGCACGGAGGCUUCUCACAGCACACCGACAUCAGGCGGCUCACCUGGCCGUAGUAUGCGCUCAGAUCCUCCACCAGCAGCAGCAGCAGUCUGGACCGACGGGGCGGAAUCCACAGCCUCCAUAUGGGAACCAACUGAAGGUGACACCAGCUGUUAGCUGCUCCUGUCCCACCUGAGCGUCCGUUCCCCAGUGUUUCCUCACGGUCCGUCCCCUAAAGCAGACCCUAGCAUGAGUUCCUCUCCGCUGGUGUCUCGAGCCAACAUGGACAUCCUGGACGAGCUGCAGCUGAUCGCAGCCCAGAACCUGGAGAGGCUGGAGGUCAACAAGUACUACGAGGUGAUCAGGGAGCUGGGCAAGGGCACCUACGGCAAGGUGGACCUGGUCAUCCACAAGAUCAGAGGUACAAAAAUGGCCCUGAAGUUCCUGAAGAAGAAGACGACCAAGCUGAAGUCGUUCCUGCGGGAGUACAGCAUCUCCCUCUACCUGUCUCCCUGUCCUUUCAUCAUCAACAUGUUCGGCAUCGCCUUCGAGACGGACGACUACUAUGUGUUUGCACAGGAGUACGCUCUGGCAGGGGACCUCUUCGAUAUCAUUCCUCCACAGGUUGGUCUUCCAGAGGCGGUGGCAAAGCGCUGUGUGCACCAAGUAGCCAUCGCUCUAGACUACCUGCACUGUAAGAAGCUGGUCCACCGGGACAUCAAGCCUGAAAACAUCCUCAUUUUUGACCGAGAGUGCCGCAAGGUCAAGCUGUCAGAUUUCGGCAUGACCCGCCGAGCUGGCUCGCCUGUGAAAAGAGUGAGCGGGACCAUACCCUACACGGCCCCGGAGCUCUGCGACGUGUCCCGCCACGAGGGUUUCUGCGUGGACUACAGCACUGACGUCUGGGCCUUCGGCGUGCUGCUCUUCUGCAUGCUGACCGGCAACUUCCCCUGGGAGAAGGCGCUGCCCUCCGACUCCUUCUACCAGGAGUUCAUCCGCUGGCAGAGGAGGAGGACGAACACGGUGCCGUCCCAGUGGAGGCGCUUCACCGAGCAGGCCCUCCGCAUGUUCCGCCGGCUGCUCUCUGUGGAGCAGGACCGCCGCUGCUCCGUUAAAGAGGUCUUCGGGUACUUCAGCCACUCCUGGAUGCUGGACGCAGAGAACAACAACAACAACGGCAACGGUAACGUUAACGCUGGAUGUGGAGAGAGGGUUGGCGGCGGAGGAGGAGGAGGAGGCGGUGGAGGUGGAGGAGGAGGAGGAGGGGUGCGGGGAGAGGUGGACGGCACUAUCUCGUCAUCUUCAUCCGGGGAGGAAGACGAGGAGCUCCUUGUUGAGAGGAUGAAGCAGCAGACUUUAUCUCCUCUCUCCCCGCUCUCCCCUCUCUCUCCCAUGUCUCCGGUGGCGGUGGAGAGGGGGAGCGGUGGCGGCGGGGCUAAGGGCGGGAUGAUGGAACCGAACGGCGGACACCAUUUCGUGUCCGUCUCCACCAACAGCUCCGUGUCGUCCACCAACAGUUACGACCGAAUGCCGCGAGAGAACAGUUCACCCGGUGGCCGCAUGCUGGUGGCCACGCCCAUCGAAAUCUGCGUCUGAGAGCGUCAGAACGUUGUCACGGACUCGCUGGUACACACUUUUAUACCUCUCAUCCAACCACGUAGAUGUGCAUGCAUGGAAAAAGAAGACAAUGAGUACUAACACGUAUCCUGUUCUAAACAUCUUUGGAGAGGAAGAGCACACAGAAGUCUUAACAGAGAGUAUUCGUAGAAUGAAUACAUUCCUCAUACGGUCUGGAGUUCAAAGACUCUGUGAGAAGCCCCCAUUUACACUUUGAGUUCAAUGACGUGCAAAUUUCAUGAAACCCAGAGGAAAAGUGAAAAAUUGCUUCCGUUAGAGAUUCUGUCACUAAAAACCAUCCGAAAGACCAAAAUGUAUUUCUUAAAGCAAUACUUCCAGCAAAAAAAAAGCAAAUGGAGACACAGAAGUGUCGGAGUGCUGUGUGAUCUCUUCAGGACGGGACCGCGGGACGCCGCGGGACAGAGGAUUUGUAUUUUUGAAGAAGACUAAAACAGUUCAUGAAAUACCUUGUAAGCUAAAAACGAGCGCGCGGCAGUUUUAAAUGUUUCACGUGUAACAAAAAUGUGAAAGUGUGAGCGUGUGUUGUCGUGUGUAUUACUGUGUGUUUGAAUCCAGAAGAGGUGGAUUGAUUUUGCUUUGAGAAUUUUAUUAUUUAUUUGAAUCUAAAAACUAUUUUUUCUAUUGUUUUUUUUGUAAAGCAGCUUUCUUUGUUUUUCGUUUGUUGUGUUUCGGUGUUCCAUUCGGUUGGCUGCUGUACAUAUCCGUAUGAAUCAUGUAUGAGGUUUGGCCAAAGGUUCUCAGACAGAAUAUAAAACCAUGUUCAUGAGUGACAGACUAGACUGAGAGAAGGGUUAUGAUGUCUGUUCUUCAUGUCAAACAUAUCUACUUCACUGUUGGAAGACGAUUUUCUACUCACUCUCCAAGUUCUGUUUGUAUAGCUUCUCUUUUCUUUGAAACGUUUCGCAAAAAAAAAGUUCAGUUUGUAUUGCUCAUGUUUUCUCCGAAACUUUUAGCAAAAAUGUUAUUGUCUGAAAAGAAAAGAGAAAUGUUCACUUUAGCAUUUUCAAUUCAAUCUGAUGAUGGAAAAAAAAAAAAGAUGUUAAAGAGUCACCUUUUAUAAAUUGCAUGAGGAGUAGCUCAAACUUACCUUUACGAAGAAUUUGAACCGGCUUUACAAAAAAAAAAUACGGGAAAAAAAGGAUAAAAAGAAAUGUAAAAUGUUGUGAUGUGGAAUUUUUCGCCGUAGCACAAUUUCUUGCAUUAUGUCCCUGAGUGAAUAUUGCCGUCAUGAUCUCCUGAGACAUCCUAGGGCUAAAAAAUCUGUUGAAUUAGUUUCUAUUCAGUGUGUUGUAUUUGUAUUGCUAUUAAUGCCGUGUACUCAUCUCACCACCAUCGGGAACAGAAAAAAAAGCAAAGCAUGACGACAUAGAGCGAGAGGCUUGAAUUUAAACCACCGGUAGGGAAUUCAAUAAUGUCAUUUUUGCGUCUAAAUUGCCACCUUUAGUGGCGUAGAUGGGUUUUUUCUACCAAAUUAAAAUGAACAGAGAAAAAUCCAUUCCUUUCUUUGACUCAAUAUAAAUAAUUUGAAGGGAAAAAAAAUGGCUCAUGCAUAGGAAUGGACGUUUUGUGUGUUGCUUUCCAGACAUAAAUCUGCAUGAACUUGUAUGUGCUAAAGCUCUGUUGUGAAAACCUGCUCAGUGUUUCUCCUGUCACAAGCUGUAGUACUCCGUAGAUGUAGGAUAGCUGCGAACAACAUGUUUCUUUAUCUGGUGAGGGUCAGUAGCCUCGGCUCGGAUCCGCCUGACCGAGGAUCAGCUGAACUCGGUUCGAGCCGUUUGGAUCGUGUUCAUCGAAGCUGCUCCCGGAUCAGCGAGCGAGUAUGCAAAUUACUACAUCUUGUGACAAUCUCUGACCUCAUUGGCAGCCUUCUGACUCAGAACAAAGGACAGUCCUGAUACGGACACUGUAGCCGUGCUGUUUCCUAUAGCAGGCUUCUCUCCAUCGGCGAGCUGCGAGCUGCGCCGCCUCCGCAGCGUUUACUGUGUGAGCCCCAGCACAGCACAUUCACUGGGGCGGGGACGGGGUGGUAUCACAUGACUAUAUGAAGACGAGAUUACACACGCCUGUACAUUACCUCAUCAUGUCAUUCUUUCUCUCCCAGAAUCUACAGUGGACCUACAGUGUGUCAAACGUCCAUCCUAAUAAAUAAAUAGUCUCAUUAUAGAGAGGCGAAGUCCCGCCCCUUCCUGUGGACCACCAUGGGACCUUAUUUCAGACAAAAUAUGAACGGCAGUCAACGGAGAGAGAUAAAUAUUUUUUUGAUCUACUCCGUGAAUCACACAGAUGAUGUUUGGAUGACAUGGUAGCUUCAGAGAGAGAGACGUCACUACCACACUUAAGGGUGUGUCGUCUUUCUAAUGAUGUAUUUCACAGUCUGAUAACGACAAACGGAGACGUUCUUGACUUACAAAAUGAUGUUUUGAAUUGACAACAACAUAGGCCCUAUGUGUGAUUCAUGGAGAAAUUCAAAAGGGAUGAAAAUAAUAUUCAUCUCUCUCCGUUGACUACCGUUCAUAUUUUUUCUGAAAUAAGGUCCCAUGGUGGUCCACCGGAAGGGGCGGGACUUAGCUUCUCUAUAAGUCAAGUGAAAAUGUGCCAGUGGCUGGACUAAGGGCUGGCUGGUGAACGCCUCUAGGGCUGACACUUUUUGAAAAAAAUAAAUGAGAAUUAACAUGGAAUUUGUUCAGAUUCUAUGGAACACAACCCACAUAGUUUAAUCAUAACAAUACGCUGACAUUGUGUUCUUUUUCUGUGCCUCCACUAAUUGAGUGAGCAUCAACAACAACAACAACAACAACAUUUGACUUCAGAUUAGUUGUCGUGGUAAUAAUGCUAACACGAGCAUCUGUGUUCUCGGCAGUAAACAGCUUCACCUUUAUCUACCAGGUUUUCCAUCUGUGGUGUCAUUUCCAAAAUGCUUCCACACAUUACUUCUCAUGGUUAUCUGUUCAGCACAGCUUCUCGUUUCCUCCAUGUUGUGUUAGCAAAGACAACAACGACUGUGUAGUUAACUGAUACAGAGUAGAUCAGAGUCACAGUGCAUUUGACAUUCGUGUUCAUACACAGAGAAUUUUGAAUUCAGUCAAAUCAUCAAAGAUUGAAUAUUAAUUUUCUUUAUCGUGUUCAAAAGGUAGUUCAAAUUUCAGAUAAAAAAUGACAGCCCUAGUGGCCAGAAUAGAGAUCAAAACCUGGCCACCCCAUUGGCCAUCACCUUCCCUCAGAUAGCUAACCAACUGCUUCACAUGUUGUGCAGGAGUUACUGUAUAUUAAAGGUGCCCUGUGGAGUUUUCAUGAAAACAAACAUGAUGUGGUACAGUGCUGCUUUUCUUGUGUUAGUGCCACUAAUUGUCAGCUUAAAAAACCGAUGACAGGAAGUGUGUUGUGCUACUCGCGUUUGUGCACCAAUUGUGCAUCCUUUACGCACUUUGCUCAUAGGCUACUACCCUUACCAAAAAGAAGUUUAUUCAAGUGUGCUAUUAGUGUACUUCUUUAAAACUUAAAAUAAGAGUAUACUUAUACUUUUUAUGUACUUAUCAGAAAUAUACUUAACAAAAGUAUACUUAAGUAUCAAACUGACAAGUAUACAGAAAAGUCUAAGUAUACUUGGCUUAUACUUGUACUUAAUCUUUUCAUCAAGUUAGUUAGUAAGUGAGUUACUUAACUCGUAGUUUACUGAGUAUACUUUAAAGUGUACUUUCAUAAAAUAUAAAGUUGGCUACAAAUAUAUACAAGUAUACUUGCAGUAUAAAAAGUAUUAAACUAGUAGUCUAGAAGAGAGUAUACUUUAAAGUGCACCUUCAUGAAGUAAAAAGUGGGCCACAAGUAUAAAACUAGUAUACUAUCGGUACAAUACUUACACUUAAUGUAUACUUUUAUAAACUAAAAAGUGGGCCAAUUUAGUCCAAUAUUAAAGCAGUACACUUACAAGUAUACUACUAGUACAUUGAUAUUAGUAUACUUACUACAUUAAGUAUACUCGGAAAAUAUAUACUUGAACUUUAUUUAAGUAUACUUCAUAAAUAAACUUGAAGUGUACUGCUCUUUGGUAAAGGUAGUCCAAAAACUCCACAGGUACCUUUAACUUGACAGAGUUGCGUAUGCUCUGUAUUUCAGUGUGUUCUGAAAUCCUUACUUACUUUUAUACUUCAAGCUUUUGGCUGGUUUCAUCAUUACUUCGGCCCACUAGAGUAGAGGGCUCAUUUUAGUCCAAUUUCGGUCACGAGCAAACAUCUUCUACCAUCAGCUAAACGGUUUAGAGCAGCCCGUUAAAACAGAAGAUAAAGACAGGGAUUUGUGUGUAACAGUGAUUUCAUCUGUUCGGCUCCACCACUGAAAUAACAAUAAGACAACAGCAUGUUAGAGUGGAUCUUUAGUGGUGUGUUAGGAUCAGGUCCAGUAUCCGCUGCAGCUGAGGACACCUGACCCGGGAGGAAGGAUGAGUCAAACCGAACUAGACAUUAAAGGGAACCACGAGUCACUUUCCCUUUUCUUCUCUGCGACAAGGCUGAAUGGGUCGCUGCUGCCACCUCGGCUCAUCCAUAACGUAAUAAUGUGUUGUUGUGACGGAGUUCCAGUGUCUUUCUGUACAGUGACUUAUUUCAAAAGCAUCAUGAUUUUGGUGGAGUUUUAGUGAGUAGACACACAGCACUAGAACUCGUAUCCGGUUCUGUCUUUGCAAUACAACUGUCUUCCUGUAAACUGAGAUUUAGUCAAUAAAAUGAGAAUUCUUGUUGGAGUGA
Molecule: messenger RNA, 6537 nt
Organism: Sebastes umbrosus (honeycomb rockfish)
Lineage: Eukaryota; Metazoa; Chordata; Actinopteri; Perciformes; Sebastidae
Gene: bsk146
Product: brain specific kinase 146
Exons: 5
Coding region: 410-1756 (448 amino acids)
Biological process (GO): peptidyl-serine phosphorylation; peptidyl-threonine phosphorylation
Molecular function (GO): protein serine/threonine kinase activity; ATP binding
Source: RefSeq, a predicted model, not a curated record